UCCUGUCAGGGCCCUCCGUCAGUGGGCGGCAGCGCUGGUCACGGCUCCCCAUCAGCAGACAGCGAUCCGGUCAGGGUCUCCCGACCGCGGGUGUAGCUCCGGUUACGGUCUCCCGUCAGCAGACGGCGAUCCUGUCAGGGCCUCCCGACCGCGGGCGGGCCGGUGUAGCUCCGGUUACGGUCUGAGGGAUGGCUGAGCUAGUGCGGGAAGUGGAGGUGCUGCCGGGCCUGGCGGCCGAGUUGACGUGCGCCAUUUGCCUGGAGCUGCUGCAGGAGCCCGUGACAGCGCCGUGUGGCCACAACUUCUGUCGGGACUGCCUGUCGCUGUACUGGGCGGACGAUCGCGUCGGCCUCAGCGGCUUCAGCUGCCCGCAAUGUCGCUGCCACUGGGCCCAGCGGCCCGAGCUGCGGCCCAACCGCGUCCUCUGCACGGUGGUGGAGGGACUGGAGCGCGUCCGCAGUAGUGCCGAGACCGUGGGCAAGGCUGGGGCCGAGACCGUGGGCAAGGCUGGGGUUGAGCCCGGACCCACCGUGCCCUGUGACGCCUGCCCGCCGGCCGCCGCCGCCGCGGCCCUCCGCACCUGCCUUACCUGCCUGGCUUCAUUCUGUGCCGAGCACCUGGAGCCGCACCAGCAGAGCCCGGCCCUCCGCUCGCACAGCCUUCGCCCGCCGCUGCCCGACCUCGCCCAGCGCCGCUGCCCCAGCCACGGCAAGCUGCUGGAGUUCCGCUGCUGCCAGCACGGCGACUGCCUCUGUGCCGUCUGCUUGCUCGAACACCGAAGCUGCAGCACCGUGACCGAGGAAGAGGCCCGCGAGAAACGCGAGGAAGAGCUGAAGGUACAGCAGAAGACAGUGGAGUAUCAGCUCAUCCAGCUUCAGCACAGCCUGGAACUCAUGCAGUUUCAGAAGGAGCAUGUGAAGGAUUCCUCGCUGACUCAGAAAUCAGCAGUUGCCUGUGAGUUUGCGGAGCUGAAAGCAAUGAUCGAGCGAGAGGAGAAGAUUGCAGGCAGACUCUUCGAAGAGGAAGAGACCAAGGCAGACAAGAGGUGUGCGGAGUUGCUGGAUCAGAUGACUGCUCAUCUGGAGAGGCUGAAGGAUUACAAGGAGCAGCUCAAGUCUGUGCUUACCCACACGGGGGGCAUUGCCUUCUGGAAGGUGGUUGCUGAUCUUCCUCAGGUCUCCCUGGACCCUCCCAUGUCACAGCAACAGGUUGAGGUGGAUGCCAGUAAACUGGUUCUCAUAACCAAAGCAGUUUCUACACUUCGAGGCAAGCUGGGCCAGCAGCUGAAAUUUCCCUUGGACCAGAGGGUGCGGCAGUUGGAACAGACUGAGAGAGCCAACAAUAAGCAGCAAAACAAGCAGUCAAAGCCCCCGCAGCAGACAGCUGCAGCAGACCUUCCAAACAGCCCAGGAUGCCUCCCAGAUCAGGAACCGCUAUCUGCUGGAACAAGAGAGCCAAGCGAAGUUAGCAGUCUGUCCGAGGACAAGAUGGGCAAAAGCAAGAAAUCCAAAAGCAAAAUACAAAAUCCGUGGCAAAUACCUGGCUCAAAUCAGUCUGUGAACCCAGCUUCAGGAGACCUGCAACCUCUCUUUUUUGGGACAAGAGAACCACCGGAAGUGGGAAAACCAUCUGAGGACAAGCCAGGCAGAACCAGGAAAUCGAAACCCAAACCUUUGGCAACCCAACGCCAGACACCCGAUGACGCAGAGAAACUGAGGAGGCCACCCAACCCCAGUAGUGCCUCUGUGCCACAGACACGACAGGACUACAUGCAGUACAACAGCAAGGUGAACUUCAACCAGCGGAGUGCCCACAAGAAGCUCAUCCUGAGUGACCGGUACACCACCCUAGCCGUAGGGGAGCAGUUACAGGCUUAUCCCGACCUACCCGAACGCUUCUUCAACUGCAGCCAGGUAUUGGCUUUGCAGUGGUUCGCCAAUGGCCGCCAUUACUGGGAAGUAGGCAUCCAGGGCAGCAGCAGCAGCUUCUGGUCCAUCGGGGUGGCGUGUGCGGGCAUGGAUCGGAGUGGCUCCAGCAGCCGGCUGGGCAGGAAUGCUCUCAGCUGGUGUAUAGAGAGCUUCGGCUCACAACUCUCAGUCUGGCACGCUGAUCAGCAGGCAAUUCUACAUGUCCCCCAGCCCCGCGUGGUUGGUGUGUACCUGGACUUUGAGGGGGGAGAGGUGGCUUUUCUCUCUGUGGGAUCUGGCAUGUUCCCACUGUUCCGUUUCAAAGCUCAGCUCCGCGGUCAGAUCUUCCCUGCCUUCUGGCUCUCUUCCAGCGGUACGAAACUGACGCUGGGUCACUGA
Molecule: messenger RNA, 2306 nt
Organism: Mobula hypostoma (lesser devil ray)
Lineage: Eukaryota; Metazoa; Chordata; Chondrichthyes; Myliobatiformes; Myliobatidae
Gene: trim25
Product: tripartite motif containing 25
Exons: 11
Coding region: 189-2306 (705 amino acids)
Molecular function (GO): protein binding
Source: RefSeq, a predicted model, not a curated record